Messenger RNA from Microstroma glucosiphilum, 1051 nucleotides. RefSeq lists its product as hypothetical. Gene Ontology annotation, molecular function: oxidoreductase activity, acting on the CH-CH group of donors. The record is from RefSeq and is a predicted model, not a curated record. Gene Ontology annotation, biological process: very long-chain fatty acid biosynthetic process. The transcript has 2 exons. Bases 53 to 979 code for a protein of 308 amino acids. Lineage: Eukaryota; Fungi; Basidiomycota; Exobasidiomycetes; Microstromatales; Microstromataceae.
CUCUGUGAGAUUGCUAUCUUGGCAUCCUUCUCAUUCGACAAGAGCGUCUAUCAUGUCGUCCUUUACGCUCAAGGUGCACAAUCGUAAUCUACCCGCUGCGAACAAUGCCACCUCUUCGCCAUACCCGCUCACUCUGAGCUUCUCAUCUGAGCCAACUCUUCUCGAGAUCAAGAAGGCUAUCCACGCCCAAGUCCCCAAGCUCACGAAAGAGAGGCAGCGGAUCACCACGGGCGACAAGAAGCCUCUGCUCGAUGAUAAGGCCAAGAGCGGUGCGAAGAGCGGCGAUGAUCUCUACGUCAAGGAUCUGGGACCUCAAAUUGGCUGGCGAACAGUGUUCCUCGUCGAGUACUUUGGUCCCAUCUUCAUUCACCCGCUCUUCUUUCUAGCCUCGCAGAAGUACUAUGGCUCUUACGAAGUCUCGGACGUACAAAUCGUCGCAAUUGCCCUCGUGGUCGCUCACUAUCUCAAGCGUGAAUACGAGACGGUGUUUGUCCACCGCUUCUCCUCCGGUACGAUGCCCCUCUUCAAUGUCUUCAAGAACUCGGCACAUUACUGGAUCUUGUCUGGUAUCUUCCUCGCCGCCUCGAUCUACCGACCCGCCUACGGAGCCAAGGCUCUCCAGGGAAGCACCCAGACCAGCGCCUUCUACCUGACUGCCUGCGCCGUAAUAUGGACCAUGGCUGAGUUGGCCAACUUCCGAUGCCAUGUGAUCCUGCGGAAUCUUCGAAGCGAGGGUGGCCGUGAGAGGAAGAUCCCACGAGGCUUUGCUUUCGAAUACGUCUCCUGCCCCAACUACUUCUUUGAGACUGUCGCCUGGCUGGCCUUCACCUUCUUGACCCUCUCCCCCGCUGCUGCCCUCUUCUCAGCAGUCUCCGUAGGACAGAUGGUCAUCUGGGCGGUCAAGAAGCACAAGAAUUACAAGAAGGAAUUCGGCAAGGAGUACCCUCGCCGAAAGGUCAUGUUCCCCCUUAUCUUCUGAGUGAGGAAGGAAAGCAGCAAUAUGGACGAUGCAGUAGCGAUUGAAAGCGGUCAAACAAGUGAAGGAUGAGGG